Molecule: messenger RNA, 2506 nt
Organism: Puntigrus tetrazona (Sumatra barb)
Lineage: Eukaryota; Metazoa; Chordata; Actinopteri; Cypriniformes; Cyprinidae
Gene: rell1
Product: RELT like 1
Exons: 7
Coding region: 299-1063 (254 amino acids)
Biological process (GO): positive regulation of p38MAPK cascade
Cellular component (GO): plasma membrane
Source: RefSeq, a predicted model, not a curated record
GCGCGCAAACUGACACCACAUACACAUACAGGACGGUCUCGCACAGGCGCGUAUCUUUACAAACGCCUUUUUGUCCCGAGGAUUUUUUUUUUCUGCUUUUGUGCUCGAGUAGCGCACUUGACCGUGCGGUGCAGCGCCGCGAGGUACGGGGUUACAACUUUAAGAGUGGGAUGUCCCUCGUAGCAGCGAUAAGAAUGAGGAAACACCAGUAGCCGUGAAUGUAAGCGCAGCCAGAAGCUCACGAGUCUCUGGACGCUCCGGUCCGUGGACGAAGGUCGACGGUUACACGGCUGGGCCGAUGGGAGACCACUCGCAGUCCAACCCCACGCCGGCUGGCAAGGGUGAUGGGAACUCAGGUAACCCAGAGUACAUUGCCUUUGUUCUGGUGCCUUUCUUCUUCCUGCUGGGCCUUCUGGGGGUCCUUAUCUGCCACAUCCUGAAGAGGAAGGGCUACCGCUGUACAACUGAGGCAGAGGAAGACGAGGAGCCGGAGAAGGAUGAGGAUGAAGAGAAAGAUCCAGAAAAAGGAGAUCUGAACGACACCUUCAGUGAAGGCAACACUGACACGGUGGGCCAAAUCGUUCACUACAUCAUGAAAAAUGAAGCCAACUCGGAUGCACUCAAAGCAAUGGUUCAGGACAGUAUAGAAUCAGAGGGUGGCCCUGUGACACCCACCUCUCCAAACACACCCAACAGCCCCGAGAGCCCUGCACUGCCAGGGUUGCCGCCCAGCACGAACAAACACACCUGCAACCACCUGCACACCAUCGGAGGGAUCGGAGGACAGAAGAACAUCUGCAACCGCUGCAACCAGAAAAAAUGGCCUCUGAUGAGACGCUCCUCCAGCAAGAGACUGGACCGACGCAGUCACGUAGGAGAGGUCACAGUGCUGUCCGUAGGCAGAUUCCGGGUGAUGAAGUGUGACCCUAAAUCGUCCCGGGAUAGGCGGACGUUGUUGAUCACAGAGCCUAACGGUAGCGUACCCCCUUCACCCGCUAAUGCUGACCCCCCCGAACACGGCACAAGCCCGAAGUCACAGGAGAAAGGAGACGGUGCAAAGUGACAUCUGCAGAGCUCCGGCGGCUUCUCAGGUGACGUUUUAAAAAGAUUUUAAUCUGGAAGUGUCCAUUCCAAAUAGGACUUAAGAGAGGGGAAACGCUUCAGGCUGUGACGAGAGAUGCCAUGAUGGAGGAGGAAAAGCGGACGAUGGUUGGGAACCCUCACGUCGCGUCGGUGGUGGAAAGGCGGCAGAAGCCAUUUUCUAUACAUUAACCCGUCACCAUGCCAACACGCCUUUCUCAAACAUGGUCGUGUCAUUAUCGGCGGCGGGCGGAUUCAUUUGUGCUUGUUAAUGACUACGAACGCGUCAAUGUUUAACCCAACCUGGCGUCGAGGCCAAACCCUCCGACCAUGUGCCUCUUUGGGCUUACGUCCAGGAAGUGGGAAGUUUUGUUCAACUUUUUUCCUUUUUCCUCUUCCUCUUUAUUGCAAGCUGUGAUAAACACGGAAAACCAGAGCCAUGAAAUUUCUCACCGGUUACAAUCUGUACGUUUUUCUUAACCUGGUGUCUUCUAAAACGGACUGGGCUUCAUUUCUUCACUAAAUAUACCUUUUCAGUUUAGUUUUUUUAAUGACUUAAAUUGUGAUUUGACAACAUUUGUCUGUAAACGAGUGAAAUUGCAUGUUGAUUAGUUUGAUUUAUCCACCUAGCGCACCUUAACCGACUGGAAGUUUGCUUGGGGGAUGUCUGGAACAGAGCACUGCGAUCAAUUCACCGGUCUCUCGAACACUCGGCGGUUUAGAAAUGUUAACCGUUCUUAGUUUCGUUAUAUCUUGCAUGCGUCCACAGAGUUCAGAAACUCUCAAAUCUAUCUUCUAUAUUAUUAGAAAGUCAGGAGUAUAUAAUAAGACUGUAUCCUUCACUAUACUUAAUAUUAUUAUCUUUGGGGAAAACAAUGUAUGGUACCUCAUAAAAAACGUCCUUGGUUUAGUGCCAAGCAGAGGACCGAAAUAUAGGACUUUUAAUAAUUCUGCAUAUUUUAACCAAAAAAAAAAACCUUAAUAAUAAAUACAAAGCUUACUUUUUGUUUUAUUUUUCAUGUAUUUUGCCUUUUUUUUAUAUAUAUUGUCAUUAUUGUGCCUCAGAUUUUUUUUUUUUUUCUUUGCUCAAACACCAUAAAGGUAGACCUCAAGAUAUCUAUAAGCUUUCUAGUUCAUUGCACAUGAGCUUGAAUCGCUGGAACAAUAUCUUACAUUUUUGCCCACAGCCUUCCUGUUCAAAUUUUAGUCCAAGUUAUUCAUGCUGAAAUAUUAACCAUAACCAUCUUAAUGUGUACAGAAGUGCUGUCAUUCCCGAAACGGAAUAGAAUGAAAGAAAUGCCAAAGCUGUAUAAACGGAAGGAUCGGAAGAAUUAAAUUUAGUUGCGUAAAGAAAAUGAAUGAAUGUACUGUUAUAUUUUAAUUAAGUUUUGUACCCAGAAUUUAUACAUUAAAAAGAUUAAACGCA